UUAUGACAGAGAGAUAACAGAUAUUUUUAGUAAUUUUAAUUCCUGAUAAAAAUCUACUACAUCUUUUACAUACUUUAGUUUCAUAGAAGUGUGAAUGAACUACAUUUGGUAUACUACCUAAAGACACCAUCCAAAAUGGAUGUAGAAACGGAACUUGCUAAAGAAGGCGAUGUAAAGGACACAAUUGUGUCACAAGUGGAAGAUGUAAGAAAUUGCGAAGAGACUACUUUAGAUAAGAAUAAAGAUAGCCCCAAAAAAACUCACAAAACUAAUUCUAAACGUAGACGAAGAAGCAGGUCUAAAACGCCCCAAACAAUGAACGACGAACCUAAAAUUAUACACAUUUCUAUGAAAAAAAUUGAAGAGGAAGCAAGUAACGGAAAUGAAGAAUCCACCGAACAGAACUUAAAAGAAAAUGGGGAAGAAAAUACGGCAGAAUUGAAACCUAUGAAAGAUAAAGUAGCAGACGUAAACGGAUCUAAUGGAGAAGCUAAGAUGAAAGAGGUCAAAAAUGGCGUGGACAAACAGGAAAACGGAUCAAGUAACGGCGUUUCUGAAGAUAAUUCCAAUGACGUUGAAUCUACAGGCAAUGAAUUUAAAGGAUUUAUUGAGAUUGAAGAAGCCAAAGAAGCACUAAUAGAACAAGAGACUGAAAUAAAUGAAACUGUUAAGGAUAAAGAACACUCAGAAAAAGCAGGAUCUCCAAAAAAAUCGAGUCAACAAGAAUCCAAAUCGCCUGAGUCAGAAUCUGUGGAAAUGGAACCUCUUGUUGUUGGAGAUGAGGUAGAAUCGGAGCUACAGUUUCUGGAAGAAAAUUCUGAUAAGGAAUCUGGUAAGGGAUCGCCUGUAAUUCCUAGAUGUUUUACAAGACGAUCUUUCACAAGAAAUAUUCCUACCCCAAGAACUCCAAAAUUAUCCGAUGAUCCAGACUCUGAGAAGAAUUCUGUGACUGAUCAAACUGAAGAGACUAUAUGCAACUUGCCAAACGAUGUCAACAUACCAAAGAUAGAACUGAACGACUCAAGCGAUUCCCUCGAUACUCUCAACACAUCCACAAACGUUGAGGUUGGAGGCAACUCAACACGCUUAGAUUUUACAGAAGCGACAAAUACAAUUACCCCCCCAAAUACAGAAGAAAACCACUUCGAUGAAGCGUAUCGGAAUAAUCUCAGAGCAAGGGUUCUGUCGGCCAGACGGCCGUUACGGAUGACGGACGACUACAGAAAGAAGGUAUUGAUAAAUGCCCAACACAGAUCUGAUCUUCAUUUGCCAUACGAUCUGGAUGAACCGUGCGGUGGUAUUAAACGCAAACUGCGCAGUAUGACACCGGACGCUAAAAAACUGAAACUAGACUCACCAGGAUACACCUCCUUCCUCUCCAACUCUUUCGCCGGUUUCACGACUAGGUUCAGGACUCACGUGGAUGCCAGUACACCAGAACUGAUCAGUUACAAGGACGAGAGGAGUGAUAUUCAUUUUAGUGAUGGUUUGGAAUCGCAGCAGAUAGAAGAUGCUGAAGGAGACGAAAGCAAGAAGUGGUGUUCAGUUAUGUAAGAUGUGGUAGUAGUAUAUAGUAUAAGAUCUGAUUUUCGUACUUGUUUCAUAGAUUAGUUACAGUAAAACAGUAAAUAUACGUGGUAAAAACGUUUUUGUAAUCAUAUCAGGGCGAGUCAAGACAUAGACGGACAGGCAGCGCUGAAAAAUCUCUUUGAAUUUACUAAAGCUAAAUUUUUCACAGUUGAUUACUGUGAUUGUGUAGAGAAACAUACUGCGGUCGGUCAAGCGAAACGUACAACAGGGGUUACUGAGAGGGUAUCAAAGUUGCUUUCCAACGAAGGUAAUUAAAUCCAUUUACUAAGGCUGAAAAUCAGUACACGCAUUCUAAAUUGAAUAUAAAUAAAAGUUAUUAUAGUCGGUCAGCUGUAUGACGGGACAGAGCCGGUCGGUCAACCCCAAUGAAUGUACAGGGUUAUUCACUAUAUUUUGACCCCCUUGUAAACUGCCUUAUUUACAGAAUUAGAAAAAAAUGUAAAAUACAAAAGUUAUUCGAUUUUUAAAUUAUGAUUUUUUGACAUAUAUAUCGAACUAGUGACGUUAUCCAUUUGGGCGUGAUGACGUAAUCGACUAUUUUUUUAAAUGGGAAUAAUAGGGGUCGUGUGCUAGCUCAUUUGAAAGGUUAAUUCAAUUCUCUAUGCAGUACUAUAAACAUUAAUAUCAUUAUUUAUACAGGGUGUCCAAAAUUUUUUUUUUAAUUAUUAAUUAAACAAUUAAUUUAAUUAAAAUUUUUUUUUGGACACCCUGUAUAAUUAAUCAUGUUAAUGUUUAUAUUACUGAAUAGGGAAUUGAAUAACCUUUCAAAUGAGCUAGCACUCGGCCCCUAUUCCCAUUUAAAAAAAAUAGUCGAUUACGUCAUCACGCCCAAAUGGAUGACGUCACUAGUACGAUAUAUAUGUUAAAAAAUCAUAUUUUAAAAAUCGAAUAACUUUUGUAUUUUACAUUUUUUUCUAAUUUUGUAAAUAAAGCAGUUUGCAAGGGGGUCAAAAUAUAGUGAAUAACCCUGUACAUUCACUGGGGCCGACCGACCGGCUAUGUCCCGUCAUACAGCUGACCGACUAUAAUAGCUUUUAUUUAUAUUUAAUUUAGAUUGUGUGAUUUUUAGCCUUAGUAAAUGGAUUUAAUUACCUUCGUAAGAAAGCAACUUUGAUACCAUCUCAGUAACCCCUGUUCUACGUUUUGCUUGACCGAGCGCAGUAUGUUUCUCUACACAAUUACAGUAAUCAACUGUGAAAAAUCUAGCUUUAGUAAAUUCAAAGAGAUUUUUCAGCGCUGCCUCUUGGGACUAACAUCUCUACAACAAUUUUCCAUCAAUAUUAGCAUUAUUUAGUUUUCAAUAGUUGGUAUUUCUUUCGUCUUAAGUUUCUGCAUUUAUAGUUAAAACAUGUGGUGGAAUUUUACUUUAAUCUCCACUAUUGUUGAGAAAAAGUUUAUUUGAAUGCCAUGGCAAAUAUUUAAGGACCAUGGUACUGUGAAAAAGAGAGGUUUUCCUUCGAUAUCAAUAGCGGCCUUCAAAGAGCGUGGUUCAAAAGGUUUUUGGUUUUAUAAUGUUGUACUUAAGUUGAGAAUAAAAAAUAACUAGGACGAAGUGAAGAGUCUAAUAAAAUUGUCAAUUUUUCCGGCUUAAAAGAGCGAGAGAGAGCCUCAUCACCGCACACCGCAUUCUUCGUUUGUGAGAGAGGAACACACUUGCUUAGCGAACUUGAGGCAAAUUGUCCUUAAUUUUGGCUAUAUACAUUUUUACAGGCAUUUAUUUGAAUACUAGUACACUUUAGAAGACCAAAAAUAAUCAUUUUUUUCUCAGAACCUUUAUCAAAAAUGAACAUAUAACUUUUUACAUAUUAAUAUCUAACUCUUAGAGAGUACAAAAAAUAUAUCUUUUUUCAUUUAUGCACGUACACUAAUAUUGUAGAGGUCGCAAAAGUCGAGGCCUGGAAAAAUGAUAGCGGACAGUUAAUCUCAGGAUUGGGAUAUCUGAAACAAAAAAAUCGUACUGCAUUUGAAAAAGGAAGGUUUCUUACGUUACAAUUUACCACAAUUUGGCCAAAAAAUAAAAAUAAAUAUUUUUUAACCGUGAAAACUGAAGAAAAACGGGCGAUUUUUUCACAAAUUUUUUUAAAUUUCCGUAAAAUCUUUUUUUGCGGAAUUUUUCAUUAACGGUGGUAAAUUGUCACGUAAGAAACCUUCUUUUUUCAAAUGCCAUACGAUUUUUUUGUUUCAGAGAUCCCAAUCCUGAGAUUAACUGUCCGCCAUCGGAACUACUUUUUUUCGAGGCCUCAAAUUUGGCGUCCUACAGUAUUAGUGUACGUGCAUAAAUGAAAAAAGAUAUAUUUUUUGUAUUCUCUAAGAGUUAGAUAUUAAUAUGUAAAAAGUUCUAUGUUCAUUUUUAAUAAAGGUUCUGAGAAAAUAAAAUCUUGAAAAAAUGCUUAUUUUUGGUCUUUUAAAGUAUACUAGACCCUAAUAGGACACAUGUGUUUUUGUAUAUAACACAACGCGUUCCCACUUGAAAUCGAAAAUAUUUAUCUUUAAACUGUACAGUCUAUUCCAAAAGAUUCAAAAUACUAUAUUUAUAAAACAAAAUUAAAUUAAUUUUUAAUUUAAAUUGUUGUUUUUACAACAUGGUCUUUAUUACAUUUUAAAAAUAAUCGUGACAAAGUAUUUUCAUUUCGAGGUUAUGGUAACAUCAAUACAUCAAUCAAACCCAUUAAUAGUCUAUAUAAUUUUCGAUUAUCUAUAUGCGUUACCUUGAGGAGCCUACAUGAUCUAUUGUCGUGAACUGCGCAUGUUCGUGAAUAGUGCGGUGAUUAAAAGCAUUGUAGGAACUAUAUACCCACCAUGUCUUUAAUCCGUUAAUUGUAAUUGAUUUUUAGGUAAACCUUAAAACCAAAAGUUCUUGCUUAUUCGAUUAAAAGCUUAUUGCGUUCUAAUCAAAGAUAUUAUACACGGUAGAUUAGGCUAGUCAUAUGCCACUCAAUGCAUCGAGGUGUAACGCCGACAUAGGAUUGAGUGGUCUAGCUAUCUUUGUCGGUCACUUGCGCGGGGUCGCUUAGUUAAAAGAGAUAGAUAGACCACCGAUCGACUGUUUCCAUGCUGUUUCCGCGUUACGCUUUUUUUUUUGAGUAUGCCGUGUAAGCUACCCUUGAUAUGUCUCUGGUUCUAAUACGUUUUGGCAGCUGUCAACUGUCAUUGGUUGAUAUUUGUACCAACUGGUAUCAAUAAGUGAAAGGGUUCCCGCAUAGAGUUCUUUCUCUGCUUUGUUUAAGUUUCUGGAAAAUUAUUAAUGUUUUACUUUGUUUCCAUGAUAACUUUUCACCUGGGGAUGAUGGUUGACAGUUUGUUGGCACCUGUCAACUGUCACUGCUGGACAUUCUUCAUAAGCUGAUAUCAAUAUGAAAAGGUCACAAAAUAUGUCAAUCUGGUAACCAAAAAUACAGAGAUUUCUUGUAUCUUUGUUCAAACAUCUGAAAAACUAUAAAUUUUGGACUUUAUGUCCAUAACUUUUGCUCUGGAGAAUGAUGGAAGAUACAUUUUUGGCAGGUGUCAAGUGUCAUUGGUGCAAUUGAUCUUAAGCUGGUAGCAUUUACAGGAAAGGUCACUAAAUCUUAUAACAGGCACCAAAAUAAAGAAAGUUCUCACAGAUUUGUUAAAAUAUCUGGGAAACCGUAGUUUCCCAGAUUUUAUUCCAAUUGGUAGUAGUAAAAAUUGUUCAUAAGCUGGUAUCAGUAAUUAAUAAAGUCUUUUUCGGAAAUAUAUGUCUUGUUAAAAUAUUUGGAAAACUAACAAUUGUGAACUUUUUGUCAAUGAGAAUUAUUAUGGAGGAUAGGUGGACAAGAUUCAUCAGCUUCAUCAAUUUUGACUUACCCUCUCUUCAACAGACUAGCCUAGUCUUUAAUUGUAUACAACUGUAUUAUCAGUUUAUUCAUUUUGAUUGUUGUAAAUUUCUCGCCACAUUGUUGUUUUUAUUUGCAAAAUGCGCCCAUUGAGUAUACUAAACUGAAGUUUAAAUAUCUCAAAAAAAUUUAAAAUGAUUUACCAGUUAUUGGUUAAUGUUAAUAUAAAAAUAACAUCUUUUGUUACUUGCAUUACAUCAUAUCACUAGGAUUCAGAUCUGCAAUAUUUUUUGUUUUUUACAAAUUGUUAGUUCGUUUUUCAUCACAUUAAUGUUUUUUAUAUUUGUACUGCUGUAUUACUGUUUAGUUCGAAUGUUUGUAUAUUCAAUCUACUUUUUAUAAUCAACUUAGUUUCACAUUUAAUUGUAUUAUGUUUACUUCCCUUUUUUAAUACUUUGUAAGUUUUUACUCAAUUUGAUAUUGUUCCAAAAUCUUCAAAGAAACGUUAUACCUUUUAUUUUGUUAAAAAAGUUAGAUUUGUUUUAAAGUCUGUACGUUUAUAGUCAAUAUAAGGACUUAUAACGUG
Molecule: messenger RNA, 5970 nt
Organism: Diabrotica virgifera virgifera (western corn rootworm)
Lineage: Eukaryota; Metazoa; Arthropoda; Insecta; Coleoptera; Chrysomelidae
Exons: 5
Coding region: 136-1554 (472 amino acids)
Source: RefSeq, a predicted model, not a curated record